CCGCGAGAUAAAAGCACAACAAAAGAAAAAAAGAGCAUACUGUCACCCUAUAUGAUUUCCCCCUUCGUUCUACUUGACCCCCAGCUCCAGGUUGAUCAUCGUCUCCGCUCCUUGACUGUUGGAGUUGAAACGAAACUCGACAUUUGAGCUGAACGAUAUGUGACCGAAUCGCUCUGGAAAUACCUAUCAUGGCAUCUUGGCCAGGAACUCGGGGGGCUCGUGUAUCGCCGGCUACUUUGAAGGGAACAGGUUGGCCGGAUACCAGGAGUGCAGGCUAUAAACCUGACAAUAUUUUGCCCGGGGAGAUGUCACGCAUCGAAUGGAACUCGCGAUGGAUCACGGAUGAACAGGCCUUGAGCUCCCCUUCCUCGGGCAGGCUACAGCCGCCGUACCCGCGUGACCCAGAAGCUUCGCCGCCUACCACAAUGCCCACGAUUCCUAUAGAUUUGUCUCAUAAGACGGACGAUGCUGGUACGACCGGAGAAGCAGGAGAUGGGCCCAAGACGGUGAAUACCGUACGCCAGGGAGAUCAGUCUCCACCAUUAUCUCAGCAUCCGGGAUCAAUUGAUCAUGCGCCUGUAAAAACAGGCAACACCAGCGCCCAACUCGAAAGACUAUUCGAAGAGGUCCAUCACUUGCAGCAAGAAGUCCGUACUAAACGUUUGCGGGCGCGAGAUCUUCGUCGUGCGCUGCGGCGCAAACGCGAGGAGGAGGAUUACUUCCGACUCGUACUACGUGAGAAACUCAGUUGGCUAUCUCCAGAGGCUAUUCACCAGCAAGUUUCAACAACCAAAAAAGCUAUUGACGACCUGAAAACUGCCACGAAACUUUACCAUACUCAAGAAAGUGACUACGAUAGGAUCGAAAAUGAGCUUGAUAAAGAAGAGACUGUCCUGGGCAAGCGCAUGAAGAGACUGAAUAAGAUGCUGCGCAGACAAGCCGCCUCGGGAAACGAUCAAAACCAACUUGUUGGUGCAGACUCGAACGUUUCUUCAGACUCCUCCUCCUCCUCCACCGACCCCGAUGCCAAACAGCUUUCGUCCAGGACUGCAGAAUACCUCACUCUAGCUGGGGAGAUUCGCCUGCUCCGCGAACAACUGCGGGACCUAGAAUCGGAAUAUAUGAAUCGGCUAAAUCAGCAACAUCUCCGCGAGCGCAUCGGCAUCUCUCUCGAUCCGGAUGGGCUUUCCUUCCUUGCAGGCUACGAAGACGCAAAGGCGAAAACCCAAGCCGGAAUCCACUUUGCAAUUCGUCGACUAAUCGCCCACCCCGAACACGACAAUCAUCCCGAAGCAGUCGUCCUCGACGAACAAUGGGAUCAAGUGGUAACGGACUUUCAACCCCAGUCCCCCGACAAUCAACCACCACAAGAUCCAUUGCGAGUGACCGAGUUUGAGGACCGGUCGCCGUUCUUUGAAGUGGGACGCUCUGUGCCCUUGAACAAGUUUACGUUUGUGAAUCGAUGGCUGCUGCAUCAACUUCGCCAUUCGAGGUUCGAGGUUUUGCAAUAUAAAACGAAUCCUGGGUUGAUGGGUCUCAUGGACGAGGGCUGGGAUGGCGAUAGUAUUAGCCAGAUGGCUUUGAUGCUGUGGUACCGUGAUGAGACGAAUGGGAUGGUGACGGUGAGAAAUUAACUUGUCCAAUAACGUUAGAGAAUUUCAUUAAAUAUCAAUCUUUCAUUCCUUUGCUAGAUGUCCGUUAGUACCGUACUUUCCGAUGAAGGAGCUCUGGGGGGAUUUAAUACGUCCAGGUCUGCUGAAUACGAC
Penicillium brasilianum is the source of this 1766-nucleotide messenger RNA. The record is from the annotation of a GenBank genome assembly. NCBI's taxonomy places the organism in Eukaryota, Fungi, Ascomycota, Eurotiomycetes, Eurotiales, Aspergillaceae.